GGCAGUCUUGUAUAUAUCAGAGCAAUGUUCCCCUCAUCCAAGUCCUCAGCACGGAUCUCUGUGGGUCUCGCAGUCACCGGCUGCUCCUCACUAGCCUGAAGAGAAAAGCUGGACAGAUCCAGCCUGCACAGAGUUUGGUCGAAGUCAUCCUCCUGGACUUCCUGCCUGCCUGGUGAAGUGGAUGCCAGGAGGGAUUAUAGCUCAGAAGUAGGUCUGACUCGGUCCAAACGGAGGGGCUCUACAGUGUCUGACAUGACACUGCAACGCUCCGCAUCUCUGACGGAGUCAUUUACUGCAUCUGGCAGCAUUUCUAACAGUGUGUGAGACUCACGUCUGAGUAAAGGGCAGUCCUGGUGCGGGGCGUUGUUUUUUUCUUCUUUUUUUUUCUGUCCUGUGAAAACUCCAGGCAUCAGCACUAUCCCUAUCACAGGUAGAUAAAGGAGGGCAUGCAUCAAACCAAUCUGGGGUUUGAGCCUGUUGUGUCUCAUAAGCCGACCUGUGAGGCAUAAAUAAAGAAACAUGCCACGCAACGUGGUCAAGUCCUUUCUGGUGAGCCUGUCUCGGAGGAAGCCCAUCGAGCCCGACGGGGAGCAGUCCACCUUCAACCGAUGCCUCACCACCCUGGACCUGGUGGCCCUCGGAGUGGGCAGCACCUUGGGGGCCGGGGUCUACGUCCUCUCAGGAGAGGUGGCCAGAGACACGGCCGGACCCAGCAUCAUCAUUUCUUUCUUCAUCGCGGCCUUGGCGUCCAUAUUUGCCGGACUGUGUUACGCAGAGUUUGGAUCCCGGGUUCCCAAAACGGGCUCYGCCUACCUUUACAGCUACGUGACGGUCGGAGAGCUGCUGGCUUUUAUCACCGGCUGGAAUCUGCUGCUCUCUUAUGUCAUAGGAACAUCCAGUGUGGCCUUGGCGUGGAGUGGGACAUUCGAUGACCUCAUCGGRGGGGUCAUAUCCAAGUUCUUUGAAGAAAAUGCAGCCAUGGGCCUCCCUGGCCUGGCCCCUUACCCAGAUGUCUUUGCAGCUUCUCUCAUCAUGAUACUCUCAGGCGUGUUGGCGUUCGGAGUAAAAGAGUCAACGACUAUCAACAAGAUCUUCACAGCCGUCAACAUCUUGGUGCUGGUCUUUGUGACCAUCUCUGGCUUCAUCAAAGGGAACAUUUCCAACUGGCAGAUCAGUGAGGAGGCGCUGAUAAACGCCACCGCAGAAUACAAAAACCUGAGCUCUACGGUCAACGUGACGAGCAUUUAUGGAGAGGGUGGAUUCUUUCCAUACGGUUUUAGCGGAACCCUGGCUGGAGCUGCAACCUGUUUCUAUGCAUUUGUUGGAUUCGACUGCAUUGCAACGACAGGUGAAGAGGUGAAGAAUCCCCAAAAGUCUAUCCCUGUGGGCAUUGUAGCAUCCCUCCUGAUCUGUUUCUUGGCAUAUUUUGCUGUGUCUGCUGCCCUCACGCUGAUGAUGCCCUACUACAUGCUCAAUGAAAAGAGCCCCCUGCCUGUGGCCUUUGAAUAUGUGGGCUGGGGUCCUGCCAGAUACGUUGUGGCUGUGGGAUCACUCUGCGCCCUUUCCACCAGUCUUCUGGGUGCCAUGUUCCCGAUGCCCCGAGUUCUCUUUGCCAUGGCAAGAGAUGGACUGCUGUUCCAGCCUUUGACCAAAGUCACUGCUAAGGGCAGUCCUGCAAUAUCUACUAUAGCAUCUGGAACUGUUGCAGCAAUCAUGGCCCUCUUGUUUGAUCUGGAAGCCUUGGUGGAGAUGAUGUCCAUCGGUACUCUGUUUGCUUACACACUGGUGGCCAUAUGCAUCCUUAUACUGAGGUACCAGGCAGAUUCAUCCAAAGACUCUGAUCUACAGAUCAAUAACUCAACCUCUAGGUUUAGCUUUUUUAAACCUCCAUCGUCUCCCAAUUCUUCAACCGCUCGGACGGUCACAAUCUUGACCGUAAUCUCUGUUGUGGUAGUGGUCGCUCUGUGCCUCACCUUAGUUCUGGCCAUAGGUCCUCUGUCUCGCAUGGAGGCUUGGAGCAUCACACUCGUCUGCAUCUUUGCCCUCAUUCUUCUGCUCAUCGUUGUUUUUAUCUGGUUGCACCCACAAAAUCCUACAAAGGCUUCUUUUAUGGUACCAUUACUUCCUGCUCUGCCUUUAGUGAGCUCAUUCAUCAACAUCUACUUGAUGGUGCAGUUAGGAUCAGCCACGUGGCUACGAUAUGCUAUCUGGAUGUUAGUUGGGUUAGUGAUCUAUUUUGGCUACGGCAUCUGGUUCAGUGUCCAGAGGAAGCGUCUCCGGACCAACCAAACACCCAUUGAAACAGUCAGCGGCAAAACAGAGAAGGACAUCGAAAAAGAACAUAGAUUCUGAGCUCAGACGGAGUGAAAACAUAUUAACUCAGAUGUUACACUGAGUACUUGUUCUGAACGUGGAGCUGCUGUCCUCCAUGUGUCCAAGCUUAUCCAUCUCUAAAUGUUUGAGAGAAAACCAAGCGUGCGGAGCAGUGACCUUACUUGGUAACAUUUUUUUAUAAACCAAACUGCAACUUUUUCACAUCUUUGUUAUGUAUCCAUUUCUCUGUCAUAAUCUGAAAACUUUGAGAAACAACCUACACGUUUUUUUAGACAUUUUAUAAAACAGGGUAUGGUUUUUAAAGUCAUUUUGCACAUAUUUAAACGACACUAAAUUGUUUAACAUAUUCUAGCUUGUAUGUUGCCUUUCACAGAAACUUUUAAUCUGCUKCUGGAAUAACCACAGCUGUAAAAUGUGUAAAUAUACUUCAGUGCAUUUGGUUAAAAUAAUAACUAGAGGUUAUCUGAGUUCAUUUAAUUGAUUUAAAUUAUUAGACUGAACAGAUAUGAAAAGGCUAAUUGAAGAACUGUAUGAUGUAUGUAAAGUUGUACUGAUUAUUUUGUUUUUGAGUGUAAAUAUGGAAACUUUUACAUGUUUGCUAAUUUUGUGGCUAUAUGUGUUUUCUUAAAUUAAAAAAAAUCAGUCGAGUUUUACAGUG
This is a messenger RNA of Austrofundulus limnaeus, 2992 nucleotides long. RefSeq names its product cationic amino acid transporter 2. The transcript has 14 exons. Bases 520 to 2352 code for a protein of 610 amino acids. Lineage: Eukaryota; Metazoa; Chordata; Actinopteri; Cyprinodontiformes; Rivulidae. Gene Ontology annotation, molecular function: L-arginine transmembrane transporter activity; L-lysine transmembrane transporter activity; L-ornithine transmembrane transporter activity. Gene Ontology annotation, biological process: L-arginine import across plasma membrane; L-ornithine transmembrane transport. Gene Ontology annotation, cellular component: plasma membrane. The record is from RefSeq and is a predicted model, not a curated record.